Messenger RNA from Chenopodium quinoa (quinoa), 3766 nucleotides. RefSeq lists its product as uncharacterized. Bases 2666 to 3355 code for a protein of 229 amino acids. NCBI's taxonomy places the organism in Eukaryota, Viridiplantae, Streptophyta, Magnoliopsida, Caryophyllales, Amaranthaceae. The record is from RefSeq and is a predicted model, not a curated record. The transcript has 2 exons.
ACAAUCGCUUGCCACCAUCUUCCAUUCUGUCGUAGGGUAUAUAAAUUUUGAUUUAAUUUUGUUGUUGAUUAAGGAUUUUUUUGAUAGAUUAUGAGAGGAAAAGAAGUAUGCUCAUAUGGAGAUUAGAAAUUAGAUAUUAAGAGGAUGAAAGAAGGCAGAUCUGUGAACUCGUGAAGGAAGAAAAAGGCAGGAGGAGAGAGAGGGAGAGAAAGAGAAAGAGAGGAAGAGCGAAUUUUGGAGAAUCCUAAUCUCCAAACUGGUAUAGUGGUAUGGGCUUGCCCUUUGAGGAGUUUGAGGGUUUUUUUUAAAAAAAAAUAAUAAUUUAUUUUUGGGAAAUCGGGUACCCGGGUAUUAAAAAAUGCGUCCCAUUUCUCGACUCAGAUAACAUGCAAUUUUUCCGAGUCAGGUACUCGUCCCCAAAAAAUAGCUUUUUUCCCCAAAUUUUCCAUCGGGCAUUUACCGGGUAUCGGAAAACCUGGUCGGUUCAAGUUUAUUUGAACGCCCUACCAAGAACCAUCUGUAUUGAGUAUGAAAUGGCCAGCUUGAGGAGGAGCCCAGAUUCUGCUAGCUGUGUUGGAAGAGAAGCUUGGAGUAUCCACUUGGCCCUGCUUAAGUUUGAGAGUAAACAAAUAAUCCACUAGGAAGCUGUUAAAAGUCGAUUGGAUAAACAACAUUUUUUUCUCAAAAAUGGCAAUAUUUCUAGUUUUCCAAAGGUCCCAAAUAGCCACUAGAAAAAUAGUUUUCCACUUGGAGUCAUUUGAAAGAUUAAAAACAAGCCAGUCAGUAAGAGAAGUAUUAUAAAACAUGUUUAAAUCAAAAGAAGAAGAGGGAAAUUUGUUAAAAAUUAGAGACCAAAAAGCUGAAGAGUUAGGACAAUCCCUAAAAAUAUGAAUGGAGUCCUCUAAGGAUGCCUCACAUGGAAUACAAUUAUAUUGCAAGCAAAAAAAACCCAAAGCAUUCGAGCAGAAAUACACAGAGAAAAUCGUCAGAACAUUGAACAAAUUAUAGCUACAAAUGAUGGCGAAUGAUUGUUUAACUACUAUGUGAUUGUCGAACAAUCUAUGGACCGGAUCGUGAUAGUCAAACAAUAUAUGGCUUACACGCGGUAAACGUGUCAAAAAGGUCUAUCAAUCCAAUUUUCUCAUAGCUGUAGCUUAAUAUGAUAGGAAGCAUUAAUCUGUAAACCUUAUAAAAGUAGGAAGUUGGGAGCACUGUAGCUUAACAACAGUGCCCCUUAGGAACAAUAAUUUCUGGCGUUUUUACACUCCCACCCUCGACAUUAAUGUAUUGCCAAAUCUUCCCUCUUUGCAUUGACUGAGCUUACUUGCAGGAGUAGUUUUCCUUCAAUAUUAUAUUGCUUCCUUAAGCUGGUUGCUUUCUAUUUGCAUGUGGGGGCCACUAAGUUGACCAAGGGUCCAGCUAUAUGAAUUUGUACUUCAUGUUAUGAUAAUUAAAAGAAGAGAGAAGAAGAGAGUGUGAUUUGCCAGAAUUAUGGUGUCUAAUUGCGUGAUUAUGUGAGUGUUGUUGCUUCUAAUUGUUUUGUUUUGGGUUUAGCUUCUUAAUUGAAGUAUAGUAAUUUGGUCUCAGUGAUUCGGUUAGUCUUUGUGUGUUGUUAAUCUGAUUAUGCUAAUUUGAGUGCGGAUGUACCUUCUGGUACUGUUCAACUGUUUACAGUUGUUAGGUCGGUGCUCUCUUUGCUUGCAUUAUAUAUAUAUAUACACACACAUACCCAUCCAUUGCGGUGUUUAGGGAUCUUUCCUGUGUUACUGUGUGGCGUAAUUGUCUCUUUGUAAGUGUAGUUAAAUUUUUUUUAGUUUAAAAUUUUAUUUUUUGUUUAAUUUUUUUUUAAAGUAUAUAUAAAUAUAAUAAUUAUUGUUUCUUUGUAAGUGCAGCUAAUUUUUUGUUAGUAUACGAUUUUUUUUCCAGUAUAUAUAAAUAUACAAUUACUGUUGCUGCUUAGAAUUAAUUUAUGGUAUUUGUGUUGGUUAUGCUUGAAAUUGAUCUUGUAGUUGCUUAUUUUGUUCUUGGUUGCUUAUUUAGAAGCAUUAGCAUCAUAGCAUUAUUAUUGUGUUCUUUUUUGGUUGCAUGUCUGUUAUCUUUCUGGUUUCAAGGCUUUGGAAUGAUACCAAUGAUCAUUGUGAAUGAAAUUGAUCCUCUAAUUGGUUUGUUGUAUAGUUUUUUGUGACAUUGUUUCAUUUUAUUGUCAGUUCAUUAGCACAAUGCUUAUAUUAUUUGUUUUUUUUUUGGGUUUUUUCCCUCUUUUUUUUUCUCUAUGGAUAAAUACAGGUAUGGUAGAAGACUUGAGGGUGUUUUUGGUAUCGCUGGUGGGAGGUUACUAUCGAAGUGUCCUCAUCUUAUAUGGUUAUGGCUGCAAGAUCUAACAAAGUAUUCAUUCCUUUUGAGCCCCUUUUGCACAAGAUCACAGAUUGCUUGCAAUUCCCACCACCAGUUUAUGGGUUCAUGGACAGCACUCGUAAUAAUGUCUGGGUGCAAGUUGUUCGACCAAACACUCGAGCACGCUUGUUGUUUUUCGGUGGUGAUGCAAGCACGGUCCAGGAAUCUCGUGAGAGGGCAGCUCAUAAAGCUGUAAAAAAAACUAAUACUCUUGUACAGUGUUAAGGUGGAUGAUUUUACGUAUGAUCAGGUUAGGCUGCAUGAACUGUGCAUGAAGCUAUUUAGGAACAAAUGUGCUGAGCUUCUGCAAGAGAAUAACAGAAACUAUAAGCCACCUACAGGGAAUAGUUCUGUGAGUAGCUUAACUGCUGAAGGUGCUCAUGUGUCUAUUGACUAUGCACAGGUAUUAGUCAUUGUUGUGCGGAAAACUGGUGCAUCUGUGACAGUUAUUGAAACUACUUGGGUUGAAGGUCAUGGCUUUAUCUCUUGGGUUAUGAUUACUUGCCCACAUAGUGGUAAUGGGAUGGAAUGCAUUUUCAGUGAUCCUUGUAACACAGCAAGUGUUGCUGAACAGAGGGUUGUAAAGACGGUUGUCUUUUAUUUGGCUUGUAAGUACAAUCUGGAAAUUGUUGAUGCUAACUAUGGGGCUGCAACAAAGAUGAGUAGGGAUUGUUUCCUGUUAAGGGAAAAGUAUUUACUUCUAAAGGGGCAUCUAGAGCACUUAGCCAAGACUUCUCAAGAACCUGUUGCCAUGAACCCUGAAGUUUGUGAGGAAAAUGUGGUUGCAACUUGUGAUGGCUCACAAAUUCUUGACAGCUGCAGCUUGCCUGCUGUUCCGGCAAAGCGCAAAAAGCUCUUGCAGUUAGCCUACGAGAAGGAUUUAGAUGUAGGAAGCUCAGACCAAGUUGCAUCUGGGUUGCUGGAACUGGGGCGCAUGUUUGAUAGUUCUGAUCCUAAGUAGUUAUUGUAUGCCACCUUUAGCAAGUGUAUGGGGUUCUUUUGGGUUGUAUUAUGUAGGACUACAAGCAGUUGACGGUUACUUUUGCAUUGUAUGAUACUAUAUGCAGAAAGUUUUGUUCUGCUGUUGGGUUUGACUGCUUUUAAACCUGUUGUACUUUUGUUAGACAUGUAAGAAAGUAGUGCUUAGUUUAAAUGCAUGUCCUGAUCUGUUGGUAGGGUAGAAAAGAAAUAGAAUAUGUACUUAGUUUUUUAUUUUCCGAUAAUGUAAGUGGCAUGUGUAAUAUUGCUGCUUCUUUUGGUGUAAAGAGACUUUUGUUAUCAAUAUCUAUGAAAAAUCUAAUCUUCUUGUGGUAAAUUAUUGAAACUUUAUUUACUCUGCUAUUCAUUUGGAUUAUGUCUUUUGUUUGUAAAG